Molecule: messenger RNA, 1618 nt
Organism: Corylus avellana
Lineage: Eukaryota; Viridiplantae; Streptophyta; Magnoliopsida; Fagales; Betulaceae
Source: RefSeq, a predicted model, not a curated record
AGAGCUUUAGAGGGAGGCUCUAGCUGAAUCUUCUUCCAAAUAAAUCACACAGAAUAGAACCCUAAAUUUCCCAAAUCUCAGCGUCUCUGUAAUUAAGGUUUCCAGAGACAAUUUCUCAACAACCAAGGUUUAGCGAGAUAUGUUAUUCCAAGCCAAUCAUGUAGACAAGAGGAAAUCUCAUGUGAGUUGGGUUUGGAAAGAUAUGCCGAAGAGAAGUAUUCCCGAGGUUGCUUUUCGAUUAAGAUUGCUGCCAAAUAAGAUAUCAUAUCAUAUGGCUGGUGCUGGUCACAAGAGUGAGCUUGAAUGGGUAGAGAGAGUGAAAUCAGAGGGAGCUGUUCCACUUCUUGAGCCAGAUAACUGUCUGAAUGGUUGGGCUUCCCCACCUGGAGAUAAGUUCAUGGUCAGAGGUCCACAGUACUUGUCAACCAGGGUUAAAAUUCCUGGUGGCGAAUAUCUUCUAAAGCCUAUUGGCUUUGAUUGGAUUAAAAGUUCAACAAAGAUUGGGGAGAUCAUGAACAAUCCAAACAGCCGAGUUAGGAAAGUUAUUGAGGAGGAGUAUCCAAAAGGAAAUAAGCCUUUUGUUUGGGCUUUCAAUUUACAGGUCCCGAGCAAGGAAAAUUACAGUGCCGUGGCAUAUUUUGCUGCAACAGACUCUAUUCCAGAGGGGUCUUUGAUGGACCAAUUCUUGAAGGGUGAUGAUGGAUUUAGGAAUUCAAGGCUUAAAUUGAUAGCUAACAUUGUCAAGGGCCCUUGGAUUGUGAGAAAAGCAGUUGGGGAGCAGGCCAUAUGUGUAAUUGGGCGUACUCUUUCCUGUAAGUACUGUUUAGCAGACAAUUUCUUUGAAGUUGAUGUGGAUAUUGGAUCCUCCAUGGUUGCGAGUGCCAUAGUUCAUCUGGCAUUUGGUUACAUCACCACACUUACAGUCGACCUGGCCUUUGUCAUUGAAAGCCAAACACAAUCAGAGCUUCCAGAAAGAAUAUUAGGUGCUGUAAGAUUCUCCGAGCUGAACCCCGCUUCGGCUCAGGCAAUUGAACCAUCAUCUGCUGGAACUGCUGCUAGUUUGCAGUCUUCUCUGUCUACACGAUUUUGGAAGUCAAUUGGCCAGGGUUUUACUCACAUUCUUCAUCCUGGUGCUCAAGAAAGUAGCUCCCGCUCUGGCUCAGUACAUGGUAAUGGCACUGUUGAUCAUGAAGACAGUAUCAAAGAAGACAGUAUCAAAGACAUAAAGAACUGAUAAACCAGGUGAAAGUCAUAACCUCGUAUGCUUUGCAGUUGAAGCUUAAUUUCUUACAAAAUUUGUGUUCCUGGUCCUAUUAUUCACAGCAUCAAUUGCUCCACUCCUAGCCAUGCCAUCUGUAUCUCUUAAAGGCGAGUCAUUGAGGCGUCUUAUUCAUUAGCAGGAUUUUAGAUUUAUUGGGUUAAGUUAAAUGCUAUAGCAAUUGUUUUUUUUUCUUUGUUCAGGAUAGUAAUUACCUCUUUUGUUGUUUAAGGAUAGUAAUUGCUGUCUGUUUAUAGUUAAGAAAGUACAUAUGAAGGGCAGUAGGAUGUUCUUUUGUAAUGAACCAUAUUCUUAUUAGUAAACUCUAUUGAUUUUUAUCCAUUAAAUUUGCCUUGAGAA